CUUUUAUCUUAUUAUAUCAUACUAGUUAUGAAUUAAAAUUACACGCAUGUACGUUCUGUUGGAUGGCAUAUCAAGGGAUGUGAAUCAACAGUCUUGGAGGGGUCAAAAGACGACAACAGGAACUGAAUAAACGGUUCAGUUAUGCAGUACUAUCGGGCCCUCCUGUCCCUCUUCUUCGGUGUGCUUGCGCUGCUGACUGCCACCUACGCGUGCUGUCUGCCAAACAGGUUCGUUAUGACUUUCCUCGCCGGAAUCGAUGAGAUGAAACAAAAUGGCGAUAGGCGUACGUACAAUGUUCUUGGGAGAUUCGGUGCUGAUUUCGGCCAGCAGAAAUUCGGUAUUUUCACCAGGGAACCAGGGGAUACAGCUGUCGAAAACCGAUGGACUUUUGACUUCGUUAAGCGUGAAUUAUUGUAUACUCGCCGGACCAACAACGAGCCAACCGUGUGUGAUGUUCAUCCUCUCCACGGCCAGUUGGGCAAGGAUUAUAGAUGCUUCCUCGAGAACAAGAAGUUUGUAAGGAUAACUCGACAAUCCUACAUGUACAAGGUUCAUCUGGGAAAGUUUGCGAAGAUGUUCGGUACCUUCAGACGGACAGAUGACGACUAUCAUAUUUGCGAACCUCGAGGACUACAAACAAUCGCCAUAUUGACGGGCUUAGGCAAGACAGUGCACAUACGAUUUUUCGUCACCGGUAUUGAGACAGGGUCGAGAAUUGAUAUGUCCACUACUUGCUCAAAGAAGAACAGUGCUAGUAACGGAAUGUCGUUUCCAACUUUGGCCGCGUUGUCGAAAAUGAGUGAAAGGGGGAUGGCAGCAAUGUUUCGUCGGUUUGGAACAAAGCAAGAGGCGAAUGUACAAGCUGAUGGCAGACCACCACUCAUUACUUCCAAGUGGAUAGUUGGAAAAUGGGUGUGGAACGGCCACAGGUACCAGUGGUUACCUGAUGAAGACCUCGUUACAAAGGGUGGUGAAAAUGAUGAUGAUAAUCCUGAUGGUAGUGUUAAUGCUGUUGAAGGAAGUGGAAAUGGCAGUGGCAGUGCCAGUGGUAAUAGUGGAGAUUAUGGUGACGACGAUAAUCCUGAUGGUACUGUUACUUAUAUAGAAGGUAGUGGAAAUGGCAAUGGCAGUGGUAAUAGUGAAGAUUUUGGUGACGAUGAUAAUCCUGAUGGUAGUGUUACUGCUCUGGAAGGAAGUGAAAAUGGCAAUGGUAGCGGUAAUAGUGACGAUUUUGGUGACGAUGAUAACCCUGAUGGUAGUGUUACUGCUGCUGGCGGAAGUGGAAGUGGCAAUGGCAGGGGUAAUAGUGACGAUUUUGGUGACGAUGAUAACCCUGAUGGUAGUGUUACUGCUGCUGGCGGAAGUGGAAGUGGCAAUGGCAGGGGUAAUAGUGACGAUUUUGGUGACGAUGAUAACCCUGAUGGUAGUGUUACUGCUGCUGGCGGAAGUGGCAAUGGCAGCGGUCAUAGUGGUGAUUAUGAUGACGAUGAUAAUCCUGAUGGCAGUCUUAAUGCUAUCGACGGAAGUGGAAGUGGCAAUGCCAGUGGCCUUGUUGAUAAUUAUGGUAACGAUGAUAAUCCUGAUGGUAGUGUUGCUGUUACUGAGGGAAGCGGAAAUCGUAGUGGUGAUAAUAAAAACGAUGAUACUGAUGGCACUAUGACUGGCUGGGGAAGUGGAAGUGGUCGUGGUAAGGUUGGUGGCAGUGGUAGUGGUGCUAACGAAGAUGAUGAUGGAGAUGACGACAAUACUGAUGGCAAUACUGAUCGCAAUAUGACUAUUUGGGAAAGUGGCAGUGGCAGUGGUAGUGGUAGUGGUAAUGGCAGCAGUAGAGGCAGUGAAGAUGAUGAUGAAGACGACGACGACAUAACUGAUGGCACUGUUACUUUUCCGAAAAUUUGUAGUGGCAGUGGUUGUGGUAGUGACAGCAAUAGUGGAAGUGAUGUUGGUGUUGGUGGUGAUAGUGGCAAUAAAGAUGAUGGUGGUGAUGACCACAAUACUUAUGGCACUGUUUUUGUUCGGGAAAAUGGUAGUGGUAGUGGCUGUGGUAGCAGUUGUGACAGUGGUAGCGGUGGUGGCAGUGGUAUGGGGAGUGGUAGUGGUAAUAAAGAUGAUGAUGGUGAUGACGACAACACUAAUGGCACUGUUACUGUUCACGAAAAUGGUAGCGAGUGCGGUUCUGGAAGCAGUUGUGACAGUGGCAGCGGUAGUGGCAGUGGUAUGGGUAGUGGUAGUGGCAAUAAAGAUGAUGAUGGUGAUGACGACAACACUAAUCGUACUGUUACUGUUCAGGAAAAUGGUAGCGAGUGCGGUUCUGGAAGCAGUUGUGACAGUAGCAGUGGUGAUGGUGGUGGUAGUCGUAGUGGUAGUGGUAAUAAAGAUGAUGAUGGUGAUGACGAUAACACUAAUGGCAAUGUUACUGUUCAGGAAAAUGGUAGUGAGUGCGGUUCUGGAAGCAGUUGUGACAGCAGCAGUGGUGGUGGUGGUGGUAGUCGUAGUGGUAGUGGUAAUAAAGAUUAUGAUGGUGAUGACGAUAACACUAAUGGCACUGUUACUGUUCAGGAAAAUGGUAGUGAGUGCGGUUCUGGAAGCAGUUGUGACAGUAGCAGUGGUGGUGGUGGUCGCAAUAAAGAUUAUGAUGAUGACGACAAUACAGAUAAGACUCCUACAUUUGGGGAAAGCGGUACUGGCAUAGGUAGUAGCAGUAGCAACGGCAGUGAUAGUGCCAGUGACAGUGGCAGCGACAGUGGCAGUGUAAUUGGCAGUGACAACAUCAGUGACAGUGGCAGCGACAGUGGCAGUGACAGUGGCAGUGUAAUUGGCAGUGACAACAUCAGUGACAGUGGCAGCGACAGUGGCAGUGACAGUGUAGUUGGCAGUGACAACGGCAGUGGCAGUGGCAGUGGCAGUGACAGUGGCAGUGACAGUGGUACUGGCAUAGGUAGUGGCAGUGGCAGUGGCAAUUACAGUGGCAGCAGCAGUGCCAGUGCCAGUGGUAGAGGCGAUGGCAGUGACAGUGGUACUGGUAGUGGCAGUGGCAGUAACAACGGUAGCGACAGCGGUAGUGUUGGUGGCAAUGGGAAUGACAAUGGUAGUGGUGGUGCUAGUGGCAGUACCAACGGUAGUGACAUCGGUAGUGUUGGUGGCAAUGGGAAUGACAGUGGUACUGGUAGUGGCAGUGGCAGUAACAACGGUAGUGACAUCGGUAGUGUUGGUGGCAAUGGGAAUGACAGUGGUACUGGUAGUGGCAGUGGCAGUAACAACGGUAGCGACAGCGGUAGUGUUGGUGGCAAUGGGAAUGACAGUGGUACUGGUAGUGGCAGUGGCAGUAACAACGGUACCGACAGCGGUAGUGUUGGUGGCAAUGGGAAUGACAGUGGUACUGGUAGUGGCAGUGGCAGUAACAACGGUAGUGACAGCGGUAGUGUUGGUGGCAAUGGGAAUGACAGUGGUACUGGUAGUGGCAGUGGCAGUAACAACGGUAGUGACAUCGGUAGUGUUGGUGGCAAUGGGAAUGACAGUGGUACUGGUAGUGGCAGUGGCAGUAACAACGGUAGUGACAGCGGUAGUGUUGGUGGCAAUGGGAAUGACAGUGGUAGUGGUGGUGGUAGUGGCAGUAACAACAGUAGUGACAUAAGUAGUGUUGGUGGCAAUGGGAAUGACAGUGGUACUGGUGGUGGUAGUGGCAAGGGAGAAGAUGAAGAUGAAGAGGAGGAGGAGGAGGAGGAAAAUAUUAAUGGCAGUGUUGCUGAAAAGGGAAAAAGCAACAGUGAUGGUGGUGACCAUGGUAAUAGAUAUAUUGAAAAUAAAAGUAACAGUGCCGGCAUAAGUCAGGAAACUCCGCAGAAAUCCUUCAACCGCGGAAGUGAAGAUAAAGACAAUGACAAAAAAAAGGAAAAAUUCGUUUUGUACUAUUGGGUCUGGGUAGAUCAGUACUGGGAUGAUACAUAGUGACAUUAGUGAAGAAACCAUCAUUUACCCACCCCCUUCCCGCGCGUAUCGUGGUCGAAGAAGACAAUCCUUCAAGAUAAAGGUCAAGAACUCUUAUUUUCGCACCUCUAGUUUCUAUCAAAACAAGAACACAUUUCUUCAAGAAAAGUGUUUUUGAUUAACCAUAUAUAGGCCUACAUGAAAAAACCAUGAUCUCACCCAGUGUAUCAUAUCCAUUGGCGCAGCUAAGAUUUUCAGAAAAAGGAGUCGUUUUCAAGAAAACAAGGGCAUUUCGUGAACAGAUUUGAAAAUGAAUUUUAGCUCAAAGGCUUUGCUCUUAUGUAUUUUUAUUAUAAGAUAGAGCAUACUACUAUAAAUCGGGCGGUAAAAACCAGAGUCUACUAUAAAAUAACAAUUUGGUCAAAAAUGAGUUAAGUGUAUUAGCAACCUCUGACCUUAAUACUAUUUACUGACAGAGGUUCAUCAUUGAUGCAGCUUUAUCUGUGUACUCAUAGCUGACAGCACUCCACUUUCCUUUCCAUGAAAAAUCAGACGUCAACGCAUUGUUCUCAAGAUGUGCAUGUCAGGUGGAGUCUGGUUCUCACCGCUUUUUAUAAAAGUUGAUAAAUAAAAAUUACUGAGUAGUAUUUUAAGA
Lineus longissimus is the source of this 4582-nucleotide messenger RNA. RefSeq names its product fibroin heavy chain-like. Bases 142 to 3948 code for a protein of 1268 amino acids. The transcript has 7 exons. NCBI's taxonomy places the organism in Eukaryota, Metazoa, Nemertea, Pilidiophora, Heteronemertea, Lineidae. The record is from RefSeq and is a predicted model, not a curated record.